AUGUGGAUGCUUAUUCUGCGUAUGGUGCCAUUAAGCAAGAUGAAGGAAUGUGGGAAGAAGAAAGUAACAUUGAAGGAUGUAGAUGAGAAGAUGGAGUCAAUGAAGUCAAGUAAAGUGAGAGGUAGGAUGAAUAUUUCUGUCGUUUACUUCUUAGCCAACAUAAUUGUUAGGAAGACGAAGACAGAAUAUGAAGGACAUUCGCAUAUAGUGAAGAAUUUAAAUGAGAAUGUGUCUGAACGUGCAAACAAAGUGUUUCUUAGUUUCAUUAUUCCUAUGGAGUUAAAUAAGAAUAACUGUCAUAAUGUGUUGUCUGAUUCUUUGUAUCUCCUAGCUUAUGAGGCAAUUCCAGCCCUUGGUAGACAUUUUAGAGAAGCUGUUGUAGAAGCUGAGGAUAGCUGUCCAAGGAUGUGCAAGAGCAGGUUCAAGAAAGGAGAUUUGAAAGGUUUUGCACUUUCGGAAAUAAAUUCGCAACUUGGUGCAACAAAGGAUCAAAGUGUGUUGGCUCCAUCGAAUGAUGAGAAGCAACUGCUGGCUCUCAUCAUGGAUGAUGAUGAGAAGCAACUGCUGGCUCUCAUCAUGGAUGAUGACGAUAUAGACCAAGAUGUAGCGGAUUAUGUUGUUGAUGAUGUCAAUAGCCAAAAGAACAAAGGGAAAAAAGCAUCGGGUCCUAAAACACCAGCUCGUAAAACCGCAUCGACUCCUACAAAUGAGGUAGAGAAACUGAUUGCAGGCUUAGAGGGCUUGAAGAAAUCAGUGGAAGAUGGGUUUAUGGAAAUGAGAAAUAAGUUAGAUGAUCAUGACAAAAGAAUCGAAAAGAUGGAGCUGUAUGUGGGUGAAGAGAAGAACAGAAAUCAAGAAGACGAAGAGAAUCGUCUUAACUUCUUUGAUGCAGAUUACCAUGGCGAUGGUGAGGAGGCAAAUGAUGGCGCUGGUUGUGCUGGGAAGAAGCAAACAGAAGGAGAGAAUGUGGAAGAGAAUGUGGAGAAGGAUAAAGAACAGAAUGAGGAAGGAGCUGAUGUGGAGAAGGAUAAAGAAGAGAACGAGGAAAUAGACGGAGAAGUGCCAACCUGUGUAACCAGGACUAGUGGACGAAAAAGGAAAAAAAUCACAAUACAAACAAACCCCUUUUACAGAAGAUAA
Messenger RNA from Eutrema salsugineum, 1140 nucleotides. RefSeq lists its product as uncharacterized. The transcript is spliced from 6 exons. The coding region runs from base 1 to 1140 and encodes 379 amino acids. The record is from RefSeq and is a predicted model, not a curated record. NCBI's taxonomy places the organism in Eukaryota, Viridiplantae, Streptophyta, Magnoliopsida, Brassicales, Brassicaceae.